AACAGGCAGGCGGAAAAACACACUCCGUAUGGGUGUGGGUAUAGGACGGCAUAGGAAAAACACAACAGUAUGCGUUUGGAUGCAUUCAUCAGCUUUUCAACUGUAGCUAGCUCGCAAGAUAGAUAAAUAGGCUAGUCUUAUUUGUGUAACUGAUGGGUAACUAGAUGAAUGUUAGCAGUUUUUUGUCUUUGCUUAGAAUUUGCGUAGUAGCCAAGCCUGCCUGCGAAAGUUAAAAUGCUCCCCCUCGUUAAACUCCAGUUUAAAUGCCAUACUGUUCGCACUUUUCCAAGAGCCGUAGAGUUUCUUUCAAAGCAUUGAUGUCUCCACUCUUUGAGUUAUGCUUUCCAGAAAGAAAAGUAAAAACGAAGCGUCGAAACCAGCCGAGGUACACGGGAAAUAUGUGAAGAAGGAGACAUCGCCGCUACUGAGAAAUCUGAUGCCCUCAUUCAUUCGGCAUGGGCCCACCAUUCCCAGGCGCACCGAGAUCCCCCUGCCGGACCCGGGACCGUCGCCAUACCCCGUCGGCCCGAGCGAGCCCGUGGUCGCCAGGAAGAGCUUCAUGCGCAACCCGGUGCCACGGCCGGCGCACGAGGUGGCCCGGCGCGAGAGCAACCGCAUGUCGGCACCGCCGUACCUGCCCCGCAGCCUCGGCGAGCUGCCCCACGAGUACGGCGGCUCCUCGCAGUCCUUCCUCACCGAGGUGAACCCCAUGGCGGAGAACGGCGACGCCGGCAGCGCUGCCCGCUACUACUUCCCGCAGGACCUCUAUUACGACGGGCAGCAGCAGCAGCAGCGGCGGCAACGGCAGAGGCACAUGCCUGACCGCUUCCACGAGGACUACAGAUACUAUGAGCACAAUGAACCCAACUUCCAAAGAGUGCCGCAUACCUCUCAGCCCCAAAGCAGACACCCGGCAGGAAUAGGGCGGAUCCAGGCAAAGUCUCUGGGAAACCUUGCCAGCCCGAGUGGGGAAGACCUCCCUCUGCCGGCAGGCUGGACUGUGGACUGGACCAUUCGAGGGAGGAAGUACUACAUCGACCACAACACCAACACCACACACUGGAGCCACCCCCUGGAGAGGGAGGGGCUUCCCCCGGGCUGGGAGAAGGUGGAGUCAGCCGAGUUCGGAGUCUACUACGUGGACCACAUCAACAAAAGGGCUCAGUACCGUCACCCAUGCGCCCCAAGUGUCCCUCGCUACGACCAGCCACCACCCCUCCCCCCUCCAGUCACUUACCAGCCUCGCCCAACAGACCGCAACCAGCCAGUGCUGGUACCAGCUAACCCCUACCACACUGCUGAGAUCCCGGACUGGCUACAGGUGUAUGCUCGCGCCCCUCUUAAGUACGACCACAUCCUGAAAUGGGAGCUCUUCCAGCUGGUGGACCUGGACACGUAUCAGGGAAUGCUGAAGCUGCUCUUCAUGAAGGAGCUGGAGCGGAUCGUCAAGUCCUACGAGGCCUACCGGCAGGCCCUGCUGUCCGAGGUGGACACCCGCAAGCAGCGGCAGCAGUGGUAUGCCCAGCAGCACAGCAAGAACUUCGCUGGGAACAUGUGACUGUGGGAAGCCUCUGCGCUGCCGUUCGAGGUCGCCCGGGAGGCCCUGCCCCCACCCCUUCCUCCUCCCUGCGACUGCACAAACUCCCUCUGAGGUUAUGGAGCAUUUUUUAAAAUGAAAUAUUUGCCUUCGUACCAAACACACAUGUGCCUUUGCUUGAUCCAAAUUAGCAGCCAAAUGACAGGGCUGCACAUCUACACAUCAUAAGAUGUGGGUUCACAAUAAGUGUUUUGGCAUCUGGAGAACUGCCUCCUUUUGAAAUUUCAGGAGAGAAAGAUGAUAGUUGCAAAAGCACCACUCCAAGCAGUGAAGUAAGUGAAUUGUUGCACAGACGUAGGCAUCUGAGGACUCUUUGUUCAGGGGGUCGGUAGGUUACCAGGGCUCAAACCAACCGAUCCCAGCUCUGUAAUGACUGUCCUGUAAGAGUGUGCCCAGAUAUUGUGCCUUUUUUUUUUCAGGAACUGUAUUUUUAUAAUUCCUGCAUUUCUUCAGUGGCCUGGCUGCUCAGCUAUCCACU
Messenger RNA from Megalops cyprinoides (Indo-Pacific tarpon), 2075 nucleotides. It is a transcript of the gene sav1, whose product is annotated as salvador family WW domain containing protein 1. Gene Ontology annotation, molecular function: protein binding; molecular adaptor activity. The record is from RefSeq and is a predicted model, not a curated record. The transcript is spliced from 5 exons. Gene Ontology annotation, biological process: apoptotic process; hippo signaling; regulation of cell population proliferation. Lineage: Eukaryota; Metazoa; Chordata; Actinopteri; Elopiformes; Megalopidae. The coding region runs from base 338 to 1558 and encodes 406 amino acids.